Molecule: messenger RNA, 1296 nt
Organism: Torulaspora delbrueckii
Lineage: Eukaryota; Fungi; Ascomycota; Saccharomycetes; Saccharomycetales; Saccharomycetaceae
Gene: UBX3
Product: clathrin-mediated endocytosis regulator UBX3
Exons: 1
Coding region: 1-1296 (431 amino acids)
Cellular component (GO): endoplasmic reticulum
Molecular function (GO): ubiquitin binding
Source: RefSeq, a predicted model, not a curated record
AUGGACCUCAUAAGACGGAUAUUGCAUGGUGGUGAGCCAUCUUUCACACCUAUACCUGGGGAAUUCGCUAGUGAAGGAGAGUCUGCUAAUGAGGGGCGGACCACUCACUCGAGCGAGUCUCAGCGAUUGAUAUCCAGAAAGAGGUUCUUCGGCCUAGUACUACAGACCCCAUUUGUGCUCCUGUAUUAUGUCAUGAACUUAAUCAUACUAUUACUUUCCUUAGUGUCGCCAUUGUGCGCGAUUGGUGGGUAUUACAAGAAGAGACACAGACGACCUACAGAUCCUAAAAGUCGGUUGAAUAACCUUAUGGAAUGUUUAAAUGGCGAAUCUCAGAGAACUUUCAAGCAGAAUGUGACGGAAGAAGGGGAUGCAACCUACAGUUUUGGAUCCUUGUACAAUCUGGAAAAUGGUAGCCUGAGUCAGGAUAUUCUGCAAGGUAGUUACACAGAGCUGCUGACUGCCUGCUCAGAACAAUGCAAAUUUGCCAUAAUAUACCUGCACGAUCCUUUGUUAGACAAUAGUAUGGAAUAUGUGAAUAAUGUGCUCUGUUCCGAGAGGUUCACAACUAUGAUUAAGAAAUAUCAAAUACUAUUAUGGUUCAGCGAUGUCACGACUUCAGAGGGUUUACAAGUAGCCAAUGCUCUAAGAGUGAGGCAAUUUCCAUUCCUUGGUGUACUGUGUCUGAAAGCUGAGAAGAAGAUUGAAGUAAUUGGCAGAAUGGAGGGAGAUCUAAAUAGCUACGGACCAAAUCAUCUAGACAACAUUCUGUCGAAGGGAUACUCGCGCUUGAUACAAGUAAGGCAACAAAGACAAAAUAUAGCUCUUCAAAGGAUUAUCAGAGAGCAACAAGACAGUCGUUUUGAGGAGUCGUUAUCUGUUGAUCGGCAACGUGAGAGGGAACGUCAAGCACAGAUGGCCAGGGAGACUGCGCAACAAGAACGGGAGAGACAAAGAAAACAAUGGCUGCUCUGGAAAAAGACCCAGUUGCAUCCAGAGCCUUCAAACGGCGCUGACGCAUGUCGUGUUGCCAUACGACUUGAAGACGGGGGAAGAAUAGUAAGAAAGUUCGAUGCUUCUUUGACAAUCGAUGAAAUCUACGCUUACGUAGAACUUUACAAUGAGGGACUACUAGAUUCUGCAGAGACGUCAAAUGGACCUCCACAGGCUUACGAUCACUCGUACAAUUUCCUAUUAAUCACACCAGUGCCGAGAAGAGAAUUGAGUCCGACGACCAUUAUACGCGACGAAUCUGGGCUGUAUCCCUCAGGAAAUAUCGUAAUGGAGACAUUAGCGUGA